Styela clava is the source of this 2881-nucleotide messenger RNA. RefSeq lists its product as uncharacterized. NCBI's taxonomy places the organism in Eukaryota, Metazoa, Chordata, Ascidiacea, Stolidobranchia, Styelidae. The record is from RefSeq and is a predicted model, not a curated record.
UGUAUAUAUAUAAGACUACAUAUAUAUUAUUAGGAAGAAGAAUUUCUGAUUGUGCAAUGGCGAUGACUUCUGUCUCAUUGAAUAUAUUGUUUGGACUUAUUUGUGGAUGUAUUGUAGGUUCACAAGAAGUAGAUGUGGUGGGACUAUGGAAAGAUUUCCCGGUUGGAAUUCCAUGUGAAGAAGCCGUCAAAAGUUUGGAUCCGCGGCAUCCAUUUGAUCCAGAUCCACCGACAGAUCGCCCAGGCGAUGACAAUGAAAAUAUUACAUGCACCAUCACUAGAAAUGGUAAUGUUGAAUUCAACAAAACCAUAAUUUGGGGUGACAGACGUAAAGAAGGAUACUUUGGUGAUGCGGACGAAAAAUGGAACAAUGCUAAUAUUUCCGUUAAAAUUUUUUGGGCCGGCGACCCAUUUGAAUAUAUUUUUCAAACCGAAUUGGAAACUAUUCCAGAAAUGAAUUGCUCACGUACAUUACUUGAUAGUACCAAAGACCGAGAAGAAGAGAUCACUUUAAGUUGCUACGCUGCGAAAGUAAGUCAAAACAAUAAAAUGAAAAUGUCUGAAGAGCAAUACAAUGUAAUUACGACAACAUGGUACAAGGACUGUGAAAUAAUUUCUGAAAAUAACGAACACUUUAACCAAGAGGAUGGGAACUAUAACUAUAAUGAAAUAAAAUUCGAAUCACUAAAGAUUCCAAAACCGUCAUACAACACUACACCGGGAUUAUAUCACUGUGUUCUGGAUUACAAAGGAAAUGAGCUGACGUCAAUAUCGUAUAAAGUCUGUAUACGAGAAAAAUUCGAGUAUGCAAACAAUCCUACAAUAGUUGCAUCAGAAGAUGAAUAUAUUGUGGAGCCUGGAAAAAGUUUAGACGUUCAUUGCAAAGGAAAUAUUGGGGGAAAUAAUGAUCAAACCACUGUAAUCUGGUUGAGGAACAACACUGAAAUAUGCCGCUCAAGGGUAAAUGAAAAGAGCGACAACUGCUCAUCAGAACGUCACAUAAACGAAGCUUCUUGUGAAACGCUAACAGAAGCUGAGGCAAUUGAGGCUCAAAAAAGGCGGCUUGCUGACAAUUUUACUGCGACCUAUACAUUCAGUAAUGCAGAUUUUUCAGAUAGCGGCGUCUACACCUGUCUUUUGGCAACUAUCGGGGAUGACCCAAGAGAUAAAUUCCGAGUUACUGUUCGCUAUGCGGAAUCAAGACACAAAACAUUGAUAAUAUUUUGGAUAAUUCUAGGAGCUUGCGGGGUCAUUGCAGUUAUUUUUGGAAUUCUUUAUCGGCAAUUUUCGACCGAAAUACGUUAUUUUUGGAAAAAAUGCUUUGGAAAGAAAAAGGAAACUGACAAGUAUUUAGCAUAUUUGGUCUACAUGCCUGAUGCAUUUGACAACCAUAACAAUAACGGUCUUGAUGUUCUGAUGAAGUAUUUGAAUGAAUCAAAAGGGACUUACUAUGAUCCAAACAAAAGUCACAAUGAUAUUUUUAUGACCAUUGGAAACGACUUCAGAUCAACUCUGGAAAAAUGUAUGAAAAUGGUGGUAAUUGUGACCCCAGAAUUAAUUCAACAAAACGAUAUUGAAAUAUUCAAAACAUACGAGGGACUUCGAGAAAGUGUGAAAAAAGACUUGGGAAUAGUUUUUGUGUGCUCUAAAGACAUGAAGAAAGAGUUGACUGAAAGAGCUAGGGAAAAUGAUACCGUCGCCAUCACCAUAAAAAAAUUUAUGAAAAAGCAGGGUAACACGAACAUAGUGUGGAAGAAAAAUAAGACAAGAAGAAUGAAACGGGCUUUGUAUGUUGCACUUCCAAAUGUUGAAACAGUUGAAUACAGAGAUGAUAUUGAAGAUAAAUGCUAUGAGAACACAGUUGUGUAGAUCCAUGUGACAUCUUCACCGGAAUCAUGACAAAACUGAGACUAAAUGCAAAACUGAGAUUAAACCCCCUCUUUGUUUAGGAAUCCAUGUAUGUAAUCAAAUAUAAAAACGAUUUGUGUUGCUUUGAGGUAGGGGAUCAAUUUAGAUUUCUGUUAUUACAUUGAAAAUUGAUUCGUUAUUACGUCGUUUCUUCAUUUUGUAUAAAACAGUCAAUGAGGAAUCUUCAAUUAUUUUCCAGAGGCACCACAAAUUUAUUAUCAUGUCUAUAUAAGUUCUAUAUACUCACUAACAGAUACAUGGAUGUAGAUUGUAGAGCCAUAAUAUUUUCGAAAGGCUGUAUUUUUUAGAUUCGUCGUUGUACUCACACAAUUUACUAUACUGAUCGUGAUCGUGAGGCGUUGGUCAUGGCUUUUAACAAAAUUUACAGAAUUUGCUUCUUCGAUUGGACUUCUUAGUCGGGUUAAGUUUAUGAAAACCACUGAAUCUUGUACCGAUUGGAUAUCUUCCUCUUUCUUCAUUGUCAGUUUUGGCUGAGAAUCUUUCAUUUUAGCCAUUAUUUUUCUUCAAGUUUACGUUAAUUUUUUGUGUCUUUCUAUUGUCUUGGUGAGUAUUACAUUGUUCUCGUGUUGUGUGAUUUAUGUAUAUUUAAUAUUCAUGCUUCUAGUUGAUGUGAUGUUGUCCAGUAUCACUAUUUCAACAAAUUUUACCAGACAUAAAUUUUGGCGAGUUUAUUUUAAAAAUGGGAUUGUUCACAAAAAAGGUCGAUGAAGCUUUAGAAGUCAAACUUCAAUUUGAUUAGUUGUCCCCAAACUUAAAAUAUGUACAUUAUAAUGAUCAUUUUUUAUGAAGUUAUGCAUAUUUUUCAAAGUGCCUUUCAGAAAAGUCGACUUUUAAUUAUUGAACUUCUUCGUGACUUAAUUUUAAAAUUAACAAAAUGACUUGGUACUGAUUAAAUUUUUAUAAUGUCAAUUAAUCGCCUAACUUCACUUAUGCAUUGUAAAGCAAAAUGUCAU